Messenger RNA from Ostreobium quekettii, 336 nucleotides. The record is from the annotation of a GenBank genome assembly. Lineage: Eukaryota; Viridiplantae; Chlorophyta; Ulvophyceae; Bryopsidales; Ostreobiaceae.
AUGGCUGUCCUUUCCAUCGAUCGUACGCUGUCACGGGAUGGCAAGGCGAUCCCCGUUCGACGAGCCGGCGAUGUUGGGGCAAUGGACGCAAGCUCUGUGUGGCGCUCCCGAGAGUCUCCUGGGAACGCGCUCUCACAGCGUGCGGAGGCUGUCCUUUUGGUGGCGCUUGGCUCCACCCGGGGAAUCACAGCUCUUGCAACUGCAAGCGACGACGGGCAUAAGUCCGCUCACAGCGUGCUCGUGCGACAGGGUUUGUUCAGGUCGCCGCCAUGGGGAGCGAGAAGUUUGGGCAAAUUCGUCGUGCCUUGCCGCUCUCUCAGGCGGUGCUGUUCAUGA